AUGGCGCUCGUUCAACAGGCGUUGCAAGCAGCUCCCAACAACCAAUUCAUUCCCUUGCCCACAACACCACUCCCGAAUGAGAUAAUGGCUGAGAUAUUCGCUCACUGCGUACCAGGCGAUGCGAAAAUCAACCUACUUGAUCCAUCAGAAUGCCCUCUCCUGCUUCUCAGAAUUUGCAGAACAUGGCGAAACCUCGCACUCUCGACACCUGUCCUUUGGUCAACACUUUCCUUUGACCUGGAAUGCAUAGACUCGGUAGAGGAAAGGAUCAACGACAUCUCACUUGUUGUCGAUACUUGGCUGGCCCGCGCACGCCGCCGCCCCUUGAUAGUCGGUAUCGCCGGACUCUGGUCAGCUGGCUCGGCCUUGGGAGGUCUACGGACAAUUCUACGACCGCUGUCGAAAACAAUCCACAAGCAUUCGCCGAAUAUUACGCGUCUUAUUUGGCGGCUUGCGCAUGCGUCAGAAGCAGACUUUUUCAUCCCAUACCCAAUGAACUGGGCACGACUCAUUGAGCUUGAACUGGUGCCGCCAGACCUUUAUGGCGAGGUGGAGAGUGAUGACGCACCUGUCGAAAUAUUUGCCAACGCACCACUACUCCGCAAGAUUUCGAUUACAAGGGUCCAAGCUGAAGCCUUCGAUCUUCCCUUGGCGCAGUUAACCCACUUGCGUCAGGAGUGUGUAUACGCGCACCAAUGUCUCCCGAUACUCUCUGCACUACCCAAGCUCAUCCAGUGCCAUCUUUACUCUGUAGACCGCGAGCUAGAGCAAGACCUGCUCCUCUCGAUAAAGACAUACCCCUCGAUCAAACACUUGUCCCUUACCGAAAACCAAUGGAUUGCCGUACAUUCCCCGACGCUCUCAAAAAACAUCCUUGGGUUUAUGACACUGCCGGCUCUGGAGUCUCUCGAUCUGGCCGGGGCAGAUCGCAUAGAUGCCGACCUCCUGGUAGCGUUCUUGAAGCGCUCUUCGCCCCCGUUACGACGGCUUGCAUUUCAUCCGAUUGAAACACUGCAACUCAACUCAAUCAAGCCAUUCCAUCUCCUACCAAGCCUCGAGGAGCUCGAAAUCCACCGUCCUUCCCGUCAUUUGAUUGUGGGCUUUUGCCAGGAACUCGCCUUUAACACGGUCUUACCCCGAUUGCGGAGGCUGAUUAUCCACUCCCAUAGCUCGGUCGACGAAAUGGACUUCAUAGCUGACCAGGUGGGCCACGCUCUUCUGGCACGCGGGAAGCUGGUCAACUUACCACCACUCGACUUACUCAGGCUGAUUGUGCCGGUCGAUUUCGGUGAGACAAACCUAGCCAAGAUGAGCUCUGCAUUGGUUACUUUGGCGGGGCUCAAGGAGCAUGGGAUGAAUGUAUAUCUCGGAACGGAUGAGCUCUCCGCAAUAUAA
Mycena indigotica is the source of this 1395-nucleotide messenger RNA. Its product is annotated as F-box domain-containing protein. The transcript has a single exon. The record is from RefSeq and is a predicted model, not a curated record. Lineage: Eukaryota; Fungi; Basidiomycota; Agaricomycetes; Agaricales; Mycenaceae. The coding region runs from base 1 to 1395 and encodes 464 amino acids.